GGCGCUGCGGAGCGGCGCAGGGCGGGCUCGUCCCGGGCGGGCGGCGGGGGCCGGGCCGGCGCCAUGAAGGACUGCGAGUACCGGCAGAUCCCGCCCGGGGCCACGGCACCGGCACCGGCCACGGCCGCCUCCCCGCCUCCGCCAGCCACCGGCACGGAGCGGCCCGGCGCGGCCCGGCGGCCACGGCGGAAGUGGGAGGUGUUCCCGGGCCGCAACCGCUUCUACUGCGGCGGCCGCCUCAUGCUGGCGCGGCACAGCGGAGUCUUCGCCCUCACCCUCGGCCUCAUCCUCGCCACCAGCGGGCUCUUCUUCGCCUUCGACUGCCCCUUCCUUGCCACUCACCUGACCCUGGCCAUCCCCAUCAUUGCAGCCGUCCUCUUCUUCUUUGUCAUCAGCUGCCUGCUGCAGACCAGCUUCAGAGACCCAGGUAUCCUGCCCCGAGCCACGCCAAGUGAGGCUGCAGACCUGGAAAAGCGGAUCGACAGCAUGGGCACCUCCACGUACCGCCCGCCCGCCCGCACCAUGGAAGUGGUCAUAAACAAGUACGUGGUGAAGCUCAAGUACUGCUACACCUGCAAAAUGUUCCGCCCUCCGCGCACCUCUCACUGCAGCGUCUGUGACAACUGUGUUGAGAGGUUUGAUCACCACUGCCCCUGGGUGGGCAACUGCGUGGGGAAGCGCAACUAUCGCUACUUCUACGCCUUCAUCCUCUCCCUCUCCUUCCUGACAGCCUUCAUCUUCGCUUGUGUCGUCACCCACCUCACCCUGCGCUCUCAGAGAGAUGGAUUCCUCACCACUCUGAAGACAACACCUGCAAGUGUGCUGGAGCUGGUGAUUUGCUUUUUCUCAGUCUGGUCUAUUUUGGGCCUCUCAGGUUUUCACACUUAUUUAGUUGCCUCCAACCUGACAACGAACGAAGAUAUCAAAGGGUCCUGGUCAAAUAAGAGGGGCUCAGAGUUUGCCAAUCCCUACAGCCAUAAAAGUAUCCUCACAAACUGCUGUGCGGUGCUGUGUGGACCCUUCCAUCCCAGUUUGAUAGACAGAAGAGGAUUUAUCCAGCCAGAUAUCGGGACCCCGUCCAGUCCUAAGAGUGAAAUCCCAUCCCUUGGAGCCAAAACUGACACCAGCAUGGUAGGAGGCAUCCCCUAACCGUGCUGCGGUGUAUCCCAGUGCCUGCUGCGCCUGCACCUUGCUCCAACCAGUACCUUUCCUCUUCCCACCUCCCCAGCCUCGGGUGGGAAGCCCUGUGCCACAGAGCUGCCAGAGACUCACUCGAGCCAAAAGUUGCCUUUUUUGAAGCGUUAUUUAUUAUUUUGGGUGGAUUUGUUUCACUGUGAUGUGGCCUCUCUGGACCUUGGACUGACGCUGCCCAGCAGCAUGCAGGACCCGUGCAGGAAGCAGGGGGUCCCUGCUGCCCCUGGGAAGCAGAUAGGUCUGGAGAGCCCCCAGACCUCUGAGCCUGGAGUGUCUGCUCCAGGGGGUCACUGUGUUUCCUGCCCCAAGGAAAGAGGUGGGACAGGGAAAUGGUUCCCACUGGGCUGUCACGCCUCAUCUUUUGGAAUGGUGCAGGUGUAAGUUCCCUUGUAUCCCUGUUACAUCCGUGUCCUGCUCCCCUGUGCCAACAUGGAAGGGCUGUUGUGUCUCUCAGUGACCAGGUUCUCCCCUCGGCCACUGCUGGGGCAGCUUUUCCUUCCCAGAAGCUGCUGUGCCUUGGUAAGUUGGGGCUGUGGAGCCGGGAGGACUCUGGCUCCCAGCACCCAUGGAAGCUGGCUGCGUGUCCCGCCUGCUCUCAGUCGUGUUUCCUGGCUGGUCACUGAGGCAGUGCUGAAGAACUCGUUGUGUUUUGACCCUGCCACUCAGUGAGACAACGUUUUGCAGCCAGGACCCAAGUUCAGAUGAGUCCCCUUUCAAUGGGGAGGAAGAAACACGCAGUGUUCUGUGGCUCUCCUCGUGAGAUGCUGCUUGCCAAGGCUACAGCUGGGAGGUGUGGGACUCUGAGCUUGCAGGGGGGAAUCGCAGGCCUUGUGAGCAAUACUUGAAUCAUGGGAUUAAAAGCUGCUGGAUAUUUUUGCACAAUUUGUAGGGUUAUUUUCUAUGUAGAACAUUUUGUACUGGGGGCAGGUAGCGUUGUGCAUGUUAGCACCAGGGCAGCGGCUGCAGCAUCCAGCUGCCUGCUCGGCUUUCCAUGGGCCACGUGUGGGUGUUUCAACCUCAGGCAGAGGCAGCACAUUUCUGGACCACCCCCCUCAGUCUCACCAGCCUUGUGUGUUGCAGCUUUGGGGCACGGCAGAGGCACAAGGUUCCCCUGGCCUCACAUUUCUGGCUGGCUCCAAGGAGAUCUUGGUGCUGCUUCGUUGUGGCCACCAGCUCCCCCUUCUCCUCCACUGAGGUGGUGGCUGCUGAAUUCCUGCUGGAUCCCAGUGCAUGGCCAGGGAGGUUCCCGGUGCUGCUUUGCCAUCUCGUUGCAUCCAGAGAGGCCCUUCCAUCCCCAGGGAUGUUCCCAGCGGGGCCUUGGAAGAGCCUCUUGGAGGGGCAAGGGGGGCCAGGCUGGUCUGGUGCUGGGGAGUGAGGACAGUGCGGGUGGUGCGACCCGGGGCCAGGCUCCUUCCUGGUUUAAUUUAAACCAGUUUCCUUUGUUACUCAAUAAAAGUAUAUUUUUAAAGAGUUAA
Messenger RNA from Pezoporus occidentalis (night parrot), 2669 nucleotides. It is a transcript of the gene ZDHHC18, whose product is annotated as zinc finger DHHC-type palmitoyltransferase 18. Gene Ontology annotation, molecular function: protein-cysteine S-palmitoyltransferase activity. The coding region runs from base 64 to 1149 and encodes 361 amino acids. The transcript is spliced from 8 exons. NCBI's taxonomy places the organism in Eukaryota, Metazoa, Chordata, Aves, Psittaciformes, Psittacidae. The record is from RefSeq and is a predicted model, not a curated record. Gene Ontology annotation, cellular component: endoplasmic reticulum; Golgi apparatus. Gene Ontology annotation, biological process: peptidyl-L-cysteine S-palmitoylation; protein targeting to membrane.